GGCAAAAGAUUCUCCUCAGAAAUAAACAGCUUGGAAGAGACCUUGGUGAGGGAAGCAUAGACAAGGGAAAGAUCCAGUCAGAGAUACCAGGGGAGCAUCUGCAAGCAAUGGAGAGAAAUACAAGAAAAAUGGGACAGGGGAGGAAAAAAAAAAUAAGGUAAGGUGACAGAAAACACAGAGAGGGGAAAGAAAGGAAGGGGGAAAAUGCACGUGGUGUCCCCAAGUUUGGGCACAGCACCAGAGUUUGCUGCUUGUUGUCUCAUGAGCCCGGCACUUCGGGAAGGACAGUAUCUGUUUAGAUUUGUGUCUAAAUAUAAACCCCGAUUGCCUUGCCUCCCCCUCCUCUCGCCUCCCUCCCUUCCUCUCACCCACCCGCCCUUCUUCCUUGUUCGUCGUGCAGGGCCACUCGCUGGGCUCUGUCAGUUUUCAAGCAGGAGCUCGGAUGUUACAUACCCUCCACGGCGGCGCGAUUUUGCCCUGGCUCGGCUGAAGUUUUCCCACAGAUAAGAGGGAAAGGGGUGGGGAAGAAAGAUUGCCCCGAGGACACCUCUCUCUUGCAGGACAUGGAGAACAGGCCAGCAGAGACCAACUCAGAGGUGGACAAGUCGGCAUCACCCUCAGUGGCUCAGCUAGCAGGGAAAUUCAAAGAGCAAGCAGCCAAUAUCACUGGAAAAGAGGUACCACCACAUAAGCCAACUCGGAGGAAACCACCAUGCUCCCUUCCAUUGUAUUCCCACAAAACUGAGACAAGUGACAACGAUGAGCAAAAGCGGUCUCCAAAUGCUUGCCCCAUUCCCAAGGUCAAGGUGAAAAGCUCUCCCAUGAUUGAAAAGCUGCAGGCCAAUUUGGCUUUUGCUCCAGCUGCUCUGUUGCCAGGAGCAUCUCCCAAAAGCCCUGGUCUGAAAGCCCUGGUGUCCCCAUUCAGCACGCCUCCCUCAACACCCAGCAGCCCAGGGAUUCAGUCCCAGCCCAGUGAAGUGAGCGAGACACCGGUCAGCUUUGAUCAACCCCCAGAAGGCACUCAGCUGCAAUUCUACAACAAGGUGCGGACGAGGGGAUCGAUAAAGCGCAGGCCUCCCUCCAGGAGGUUCCGAAGAUCUCUGUCUGAGUACGGAGAUGGGGAAGAUUUAGGGGUAAACAUCUCCUCUCCAGAAAAUGGUGCCAAGGAAGAUGGGGAUGAGGUGUUUGGGCCCAAGGGCAAGACAGAGGAGGCAGAAACAGGGAGCAAAGAGCAAAAGAAACUGAUGGGGGCUGAUGAGAAACCCCCAUCAAGGAAAGGAUCCAGCAGAUCAGAAGAUGAAGAAAAAGGGGGAAAACAGGCAGAGGAAAUGACCCCUUGCAAGAGUAACACAGGGGACACAAAAGAGGAGAAGGUGUGUCAUGGUGUCCCAGGGGAAGAGAACUCUGCCCAGCCUCCCUCUGGAGACGAGAAGGUGUGUGAGGGUCCCCAGGGAGAAGAGCAGCAAGGCACUGCCUGUGAACAAGAGAGGGAGGACAAGGGGAAGGAAGAAGCUGAAGCUGAAGCAAAGGAGACUGGUGAGAGCACAGUGAGAACAUCAGACACUGAAGAAAUGCCACUGGCACCUGAGCCACUGCAAGAUGCAGUGGACUUAGGGACUGCCAGUGAGGAGGCUUCAACGUCAGCCACGCAGGACCAGAGCGCAGUGUAACCGUGAAGUACAGGCAUACCCAAUCAGGGCACAGGAGACACGUGAAUAGGAGCCAUCUAACCCAACCAAGGUGGAAGCUACUGGAAAACCUUCAGUGGCAGGAGAGGAGCAGAGUACGGAUAUUCCCUGAGGUCCAGACUCAUCCUGGAGCUGAGCAGCCACUCGCUGGCUCUCUGCUUUGCACCAUCAUAUUCUGGAUAGUUGGAACAAGAGACUGGCUUGCAAUCGCUUCAGAGUUCAAAACUGAGGUGUUGGCUGAUGUUGUUCGGUGCUAUUUGGGGACUGAGAGACCUGACAUGUGCUGUCCUGGAGCCAACAGUCACCACCACUGCUGGGCCCUCUGCUCCUUCAUCCUGCUCCAAAAUGUCUUUUUCUUCUUCCCUGCAUUGGUCUUAGAUGAAGUUCAUCAGUUACAUACAUACAUGUAUGGUGCCUUUUUGGUAGCUUCUUUUGAAAUAUUUUGGGUUUUCGAAUUUCAGUAAAUAAUGUUGUAACAGUAGGAAAAAGUAUGUUUUCUCUGUAUACGCUGUAUGGCAGACAAUGUGAACCCUGAACACAGGCAAAACUCUUAGGACAUUGUUCAUAAAGGAUAAAAUGCCUUGAAGUGGGGGUCGAGCUGGCUGAUCUGUGAAACAACCAGCUGUGGUAGGCAAUUUUCUACGUGCUCCAGUUUUGGGGUGUUUUUAGUGCUGGUGGAAAGUAACAACCAAUACAUUUCAUGCACAGAAAAGAUGGGCUGGGUAAGUUAACAGGGCAAGUUUUCUUAUCCCAUGUUGGGCUCUAGUCCAGAUUUAGAAGGGCCACCUGCCUGUCAGUCUUUCUCACUUCCAGACCCUAUCCAGUCUUUUGAUUCUCUUUUGAAACUUCCAGCCACCAAGCGCCACUUGUGAUAGAAAGCAUCCUGGCUUACUGGAAACAGCUGAUUGAUUUUAUGUAGGUCAAAGAAGAGGUCCUAGAUGGCUGAGUUUCCAGUCAUAUAGCCUGACGAAUAUGAAUUGGUGAAAGUCAGAUAGCCAGUCCCUCUUAAGUACUUAGGCAUUGUACUAGAUUUGCAUUUGCUCUUGGGGUACUAGUUAAGUCAUAGGUCUGGCAGUUGCUAAGUGAAAAAAGCUUUUACAUCUGGAGAGUAUUUGUUGCCUCCAAGAAAUAAAUUAUUCAAGGAAAGAUAGAUAACAGACCCUCACCUGACCAGUUUCCUAAUAGUAGUGCUUGAAGCUGUAUCUGCAAUACUGAAUAAAAAGCUGCUCUGGCUCAAGGCCAUGGGGCUCAUGUCCACAGCAUGACGUGGAGCUGUGGACAAGUCUGGGCUCACUGGAGACAGCGAGCCAGACUUGUCAAAAGCUGAGCCAAGGAGUCAGCUAGCUGUUAGGUGGUGUGAACUGCCAGGGGCCAGUGCUUGAACCUGCCACCAGCCACCUAAUACCAAGCCAGACAGACACAGCUACAAAGACCAAGGGCAGAAGCAGCCAGCUCCUCUUCGUCCAUCACAAAGCUUCUCCUAACAAACAUUAAACUGAGCAGAGCUGGAGGCUUGGGUUGGCCCUGUUUCUUUGGACAGGCGUGAGCAUUUCAAACAACACAGCCCACAUCCAUCCUCGAGUGGGCUCUGCCACACAGCAAUGUUACAAACCCGAUGGUUUUGAGCGAUAUCCCCUUUCUGUUCACCAGCUCUAAAAUCAUGUGGAAAGAAGCAGCUCUGCGCCCUUUCUUUUCUUUUUCCUAGGUGAAAGCACCAAGGUCUCACUUGCUGAGAACCAGCAACAUUGACCCUCUUGCGUAGCAUGGGCUUGUUGGCAAACACAUCCUUUCAAGCCACAUUAUGGAGCGUUGUUGCCUUUGAAUCCAUUUUAAUCUGUUUGUUAGAGCUUGUAUUCCAGGGCAGGCUGCAAUCAUCCGCUGUAUCCUGCUUCUUCUCUCAGCAGAGUGUCCCACUUGGAUGUGAGUGAUUGUGCCUUACUGUAUAUAUAGAUAUAUGUGUGCCUGUUUAGAGAAUGAGUAUGUGUGUCCCGAGCAGCGGAAUGGAAAUCCAAGGGAAAAACAGAAGAAAUAAAUGGUGGAAUAAAGCAA
Columba livia (rock pigeon) is the source of this 3737-nucleotide messenger RNA. RefSeq names its product RCSD domain containing 1 (gene RCSD1). The transcript is spliced from 7 exons. Bases 564 to 1670 code for a protein of 368 amino acids. NCBI's taxonomy places the organism in Eukaryota, Metazoa, Chordata, Aves, Columbiformes, Columbidae. The record is from RefSeq and is a predicted model, not a curated record.